This is a messenger RNA of Staurois parvus, 333 nucleotides long. Lineage: Eukaryota; Metazoa; Chordata; Amphibia; Anura; Ranidae. The record is from the annotation of a GenBank genome assembly.
CAGAUUUUGGAGGUAGCUAUCGCCUCGGCAGAUCCGCCUCCACGUCCGGAGUGCGUCAGACCUCCGUUCAGAGGCAGAAUCAGGCUGUCUUGUCCCCUACCCCUACUGUGGCCCCCGGGGGCCGGGAGCGUGAUGGGAAGCUGCAAGAGGUCAUCGAGAGGAAAAGGUUCCUUUGUCACGAGAUCAAAUCUCGCCAACCGCGGGCUGAGAGGGGCCUCUGCAAGCAGGAAAGCCUGCCCAUCCUGCCAAGCUGGCGUCGUGGGUCGGAGGGCCGCAAAGGCGGGACCCCGCCGUGCCAUCGGCAACAGGCUGUGCUGUGGGACACUGCCAUCU